Messenger RNA from Phragmites australis (common reed), 1735 nucleotides. RefSeq lists its product as uncharacterized. Bases 361 to 1602 code for a protein of 413 amino acids. The transcript is spliced from 12 exons. The record is from RefSeq and is a predicted model, not a curated record. NCBI's taxonomy places the organism in Eukaryota, Viridiplantae, Streptophyta, Magnoliopsida, Poales, Poaceae.
UGCCCUUCAAAUAGACAAUGGUCAUCCCUGUGUACCUCUCGUCUCUCUCUGUCUGACUUCCUCUUCAGCUCACCAGCAGAAGUUCCAUAGCCUUCUUCCCUCAUCCAGCGUCCACACUUGAACAGUUGAGUUCUUCUCUCCUCAACCCCAUUGUUUUAUUUCCUUCCGUUCUAGAAUCGUACCUGCGCUUCACAGCAAGAAACAGCGCGCGCCUGACGUUUCGCCGUCGUCAAGAUUAGAGAGAGAGAGAGAGGAAGCAGAAAUUGUGGAGGCUUCGAUUUGGGCGGUGCUUGUGGUUUGAAGAAUCCCGGAAAGGUCGUGAGAAAGGAAGAACAAAGGUAAGCACGCCGCCGUGCAACCAUGGGCUGCGGGGUGUCGAGCCAGAAGGACGCCGGAGGGCCCCGGAGACGGCCGGGGAGCGUCGGCGACGUGGUCGUGUUCCUCCCGGGACUCCGGAUGCCAAGGAGCGUAGACUUCGCCCAAGCGCUCGGCGAGCGCUUGGAUAGGAGCGUCGUGGAGAGGCUGUCGGCUCUGAGAGCGCGAGUCGUCGAGAUGGCAAUGCAAGAAUCGGUGACGGCCCUGAAGCCGAGGCGAAAGACGGCGGCACGGAACGGGUCUAGUACAGCCAAUCUCCUACAGGCCCUUGAAGAUUACUUGCCGGUUCUGCUAGGACUAGUAAAGGAAGGUAGUAUGUUGAGGCACAAAGUGCAGUUCACUUGGACUAACCAGGAGGAUAAUGCUGAGGAGAUGGCCAUGGCAGAUGCCUGGUACGAGGUGCUGUCCGUGCUGCAUUUGAUGGCCAUGAUCUGCUUGCUGCAGGCCAACACCCUGCUUCUCCCCAGGUCAUAUGGGGAUGGUUACGCGUCAAGGGUUUCAGAAGAGAGUAGACGGGCCACUGUCGAUGUUUUCUUGAAGGCAGCUGGCUACUUAGACUAUACAAUCCGACAUGUACUUCCGCAGAUUCCACCGGAACUAAGGAGACAACUUCCAGUAGACCUGGCUGAAGGAAAUCUUAAAGCUCUUAGCCUGCAAGCUCUGGGUCAGGGGGUCGACAUGCAGCUUGGGCUGGCAAUCGAUAGUCCAAAGGCCACUCUAGCAGUAAAACGGCGCUUAGCUUGUGAGAUGGUCAAGUAUUGGCACCAGGUUCAAGAGAGUAUCCCAGAGCUUCCUGUCUCUGAUGGAUGGGGGAGAAAACAUCUGCUGUUUGUCAAGUGGAAAUAUGUUGAAGCAAAGGCUGCAGCAUACUAUUUUCAUGGUUUGAUUCUUGACGAAGGAAAUACCGAGAAAUCCCAUGGAAUGGCAAUAGCUGCGCUCCAAGCUUCAGAGGAAUUUCUGAAAGAAAGCAAAAGGGUUUUGGAAGCCUUCCAUGCGACUCCUCCGACAUCGAGGAGCCCUCCUCUAUUCGGAACAGCUAAAUAUCUGUUUGACAAGAUCCCAAAAGAUGCUUCAAGCAAGGUCCGAAUCAACCAGGACCUGUAUACUCAAGAAAAGGUUAUCGGAGCACCACCUCCAUUGCCGGAUUUCGCAUUGGCUCUAACACCUGAAGACUAUGAUCUUCCUCCAUUAGAUCCAGUUUGGAACAAAGAAGGCAGCCGUUGCUAAGUGUAUAUUCAGCAGAGUGCUUUAGGCUUGGCUCUGGUGAGAAAGGAAGAACAAAGAUUCUGCCAUGUCAAAGCUGAACAUGGUAACAAAUUUUUUUAGAUAAAGGAAUGUCUUUAUUCUGGCCUCUGCAAAA